AUGGGCAUGAACCUUCCCAGCAUGUGCAAAAUUUUAAAAUGUGCCUGCAAUGACGAUAGUAUCACCAUCAAAGCUGAAGACAAUGCCGAUACAGUAACUUUUGUCUUCGAAUCUUCAAAUCAGGAAAGGGUUUCUGAUUAUGAAAUUAAAUUAAUAGACUUGGAUGCGGAGCAUUUGGGCAUUCCUGAAACAGAGUACAGCUGUGUAGUGAAAAUGCCCUCAGUUGAAUUCCAAAGAAUUUGCAGAGACUUGAGUCAGAUUGGUGAAUCAGUCAUGAUUGCUUGCACAAAGGAAGGUGUCACAUUCUCAUCUACUGGAGAUUUAGGAACUGGAAACAUUAAACUUGCUCAGAGCACAAAUGUUGACAAAGAGGAAGAAGCUGUGGUCAUUCAAAUGAAUGAAGCUGUUAGUUUGACCUUUGCCCUUCGGUAUCUUAAUUUCUUCACAAAAGCCACUCCAUUAUCUGCACAGGUGACACUCUCUAUGUCACAAGAUGUACCACUAGUUGUGGAAUAUAAAAUUACUGACAUGGGUUACAUUCGGUACUACUUGGCUCCCAAGAUUGAAGACCAAGACAGUUAA
Messenger RNA from Acanthosepion pharaonis, 582 nucleotides. Lineage: Eukaryota; Metazoa; Mollusca; Cephalopoda; Sepiida; Sepiidae. The record is from the annotation of a GenBank genome assembly.